This is a messenger RNA of Propithecus coquereli (Coquerel's sifaka), 822 nucleotides long. It is a transcript of the gene MISO1, whose product is annotated as chromosome unknown open reading frame, human C3orf33. Bases 1 to 822 code for a protein of 273 amino acids. Lineage: Eukaryota; Metazoa; Chordata; Mammalia; Primates; Indriidae. The transcript is spliced from 5 exons. The record is from RefSeq and is a predicted model, not a curated record.
AUGGCGGGGCGGCCCGUGGCCUCGGACUCGCAGUCUCCGGACCCCGACCGAGGAGCGCCCAAUGUGGUGGCGCGGAUCUCGCAGUGGGCGGACGACCACCUGCGCCUCGUCAGGAACAUCAGCACUGGAAUGGCCAUAGCUGGAAUAAUGUUAUUUAUAAGAAGUGUUCGACUGACUUCAAAAUUUACAAGCUCUUCAGAUAUUCCAGUAGAAUUUAUAAGAAGAAAUGUUAAACUACGUGGACGAUUACGACGAAUAACUGAGAAUGGUUUAGAAAUUGAACAUAUUCCUAUUACUUUACCUAUUAUAUCUUCAUUGAGAAUGUUACCAAAAACUCAGCACUUGGCAACAAGGCCUGAUCAGAAGAAUGAGGACAAGUGGUUUGAAGAGGAAGGAAAGAGACAUUUUAUUACUUUGCAGGGAGGAUAUUUUAGCGCGAGUCUCAAUGAAGAAAUUUUGAGAAGAGGCCUUGGCAAAACUGUUCUUGUUAAAGGCCUUAAUUAUGAUUCUAAAAUCUAUUGGACAAUUCAUAGAAACUUGCUUAAAGCUGAAUUAACAGCCUUAAAAAAAAGAGAAGGAAUAUGGAAGGAAGAAUCUGAAAAAGAAAACUAUUUGGAAAAACUCAAAGAUUCCUGGAGAGAAAUAUGGACAAAAGACAGUUAUUUAAAAACAACUGGAUCAGAUCUCAACUUGAAAAAAGAAAGUUAUUAUGACAAACUUAGAAGGACUUAUGAAAUAUGGAAAGACAACAUGAAUAACUACUCCUUAAUACUGAAAUUCAGAGAACUUAUAAGUCGCAUACACUUUCGUAGAAAAGAGUGA